GCUCAAACACCAGAUAAAUCAACGCUCCAAAAUCUCCAGACAUCAACUUUUGUGUCAGUUUGUUGUCAGUGUCGCUCCACCCUUACCCUCUUUUAUCCACACUCUCUCCUCACCCUCAGGUGCUAUUCACUGUUCCCACUCCUCUCACUACACUCCUUAGGGUUCUCAUUUCCUCCACUAUCGCUGUUGCAAUUCUUCGCUGCUUUUGGGGAAUGCUAGCGAUUCUGAGAGAUGGAGAGCGCGUGCCGGAGGAAAUGUGAUUCGCCGUUUCACCCGUCGACGUCUGCCACGGUUUCGUCUGCGCCGCCGCGGAAGGAGAUGAAUGCAAGCUAUUGUCUUUAUCCACAAGUUGCUCAUGGUUUAAGAUCAAAAUUUGUUGAAGGGAAGCAGGGCCCUGUAUACCCAAGCUUUCCUCACUCAACCACCCAUGGAUCAGGCGAAGAUGAUAGUGGAAAUUCAUUUCUGGCUCUCCUUUAUAGUCCUCCAUCCUUGUUACAAUAUGACUUCCAGGAUUUGUCUGAUCGCAAACUUUGCAUCUCAUCUGGUGAUUGUACUGCUGCUAUUGGGAAUUCUGUUGUUCCUUCUAUAGAAAGGGGAACCUUCCGAACGUCUGGUCUGGGGUUGAUAACAGAAAAUUUAAUUAACCAUAACCUGCAAAGUUGUGUGAACACUUAUUCUGGGCUUUCGUCCAGGGGAAUGGUUGGUCUGAAUAAUAGUAGUAAUUUUGUCUUCCAUGAUAUUCAGAGUAGCAAUACUGCUACUCAGCCCACAGUUCCUGGUGAUGAGAAAUCAAGGGAGUCUUUUUCUUCUCCAGGUCAAUGCCUAGGUACAACCCCUGCAUCUAGUCUAAAUGUUUGCUGCUCAGAUAUGCAAACUACACCAAACAUGGCUUUAGAACUUUCAUCUAAGUCGACUUCCUUUAUGAGUGGUUGUCCUCGUGUGUUCUGCAUGGGGAAAAGUGGCCAUCUUCUUCUUAGCAAUACAGGGCUUCUUGGUAUUGUUUGCUCAUGCCAUUGUUGUCACAUGUCUGUUCGUAAGUUUUGUGAGCAUUCAGGAUUACAUGGAGUUGACCCAGGGGAUGCUGUCUAUGUGGAAAGUGGGGAGACCAUUUCUCAAUGGAAGAAGCUAUACUUCUUGAGAUUUGGGAUUAGGUCUCUGGGAAAUGAGAAUGAGUGGGACUGGCCAGAAGUAUUAUCAACAACAGGCAGUCUGAUGAAAUCCAAUGCAUCUGCGUUUGAUAUGUCCAAGACUAAUUUGUCUCAUAUGUUGAGUUCAUCUGCAGUCAUGUUAAGGUCUGGAAAGUAUUCUGACUAUGUUAUGUUUCCAAAAAAUGUUCAUACGGACCACAAUUUAUUUAUUGGUGCAUUGUCCAGAAAACAAGCGACAACAAUCCAGGAUGAUUGCAACAUUCCACUCAAAGGUUUCACUGGUAUUUCACAAAACAGCUUGUAUGAUCAGUUGAAAAACCAGUUAAUGGAAUCUAAUUUGGCUAUGUGUACAACUGCACCAAACUUUGUUGGAACUCAACUGGAUAAUGAUUGUCAGCCUAUACCUACUUUCUUUGAUUCUCUAAAAAGGAAAGGAAUUUGGUCAACUGCCUACUCUUCAUUGGAAACUCCAACAAGCCUUUUGAAAGACCAUGAUUGCAUCAAAAAGCAGAGUGCAAAGGAUGGUCUUGUAGGCAGAGAUGCAGCUUCCUCCAAUGCUCAUCUUAGGCUUGGUCAACCACCUCAGACGGGAAAUCCACUUCCAUCAUUUAUAGAACCACUGCUGUUUAAUGCUGUUGCCAGUCCUCCAAAAUUGCAACCUUUGAAGCAGAUAAUUAAUAAUGCAGACCUCAGCAGGGUGGAGGAAUUACAGAAUAAUUUUAGCUAUGUUGCUGAUUCGUUCAAAAUGGUUGAAGAAAUGCCUCAGCUUAAACUCAGGAACUCUAUGUCUGCUGUUAGUAAUGCUCCAGGUGCUGUUAGAGCUAGAUCAGAAACUAAUAGUGUGGCCAAGGGUUUAUCAUUUUCAUCAUUCUCACAAUUUGAUAAUCAACCCAGGGGAAAGACAAAAGCUAGUGAAAAUUUGGGUAAUGAUGACAACCCUAUCAUGCCCAAGAAACUGUAUUCUGAUUUUAGUAGCAAACAGUUUGGUUUUACUAAUGUUCCCUGGAAUUGUAAUGGUCACGCAGGAAGGCAAUCGAAUAAUUGUGGUUUAGGGACCAAUAGAUAUUUACACAAUGAUAAAUGGGCAAGCUUUCCGAAAGACUCUUGUGCCAAAAUGAAUUCUGGAUUUGGAAUUGGUCAGUUAAUGGACUAUCCAAGCUCCAUCACAAGAGCUGUAGGUGGCAGUGAUAACUGUAUUUCAGUUGUUAAUACAAAGAUAAUUGAAUCAAGCUUGCCAUCAUAUUUAUCUACUGGUGCAAAUAUUUUGCAUCAUUCAAACAAUGUAUCUGCUUUUGGUCGAGAAAAACAUGUGACUCCACAGACAUCCAUUCCAUUUGAAGGGAUUUUGAAAGGCCUUCCCGAGCAUGUUUCAAGUUCUGUGUCAAAUCAGACUCCUACUUUGCCACAGCAGCAGGGCAUUAAUAUGGAUGCUCAUUUGCUUGAUGAAAACACGAGGUUGCUUACAUUGGCACAGGUACUAGAGUUAUCUAAGCAACAACAUGCAUUGUAUUUUAAUAAUAUGAAUCAAAAGCAAGGGAGACCAAGCAGUAUUUCAAAUGUUCAGCAUUAUAUGUAUGAGACUUCAACAUCUGAACAGGACACUUCUGGCGCAACAUUGAAAUUGACCCAAAAUAGAGGGAUUUGUGGGAAUCUUGAGAGUAGUGUUGGUUUAGAGAAACUGGCUUCCCUCACAGGUAUGAACAUGUAUUGUGAUUUGUCUGGCCUGGCACCAAUACCUUUACAUUCUAAAGAAAAGGAAUCGCAAUGUAAACAUUCCUAUGAUCUUCAAAAUAAAGAGCCUUCUUUAAGCCUUGGAAUAAACAAAGAUAAUAACAGAUCAAGUGCAUGUGAAAAAUGCUCCGAGCAUCCAUCCAAUGUAUGUUUGGGAGGCAAGCACCCUGGUGCAGCUCGGGUAAACUGUUGCAGAAGCAAUUUUUUCUCCAGAAUUGAACCCGUUUGUUAUAACUUAAAGCAACAACUUGCAAAUGCCAGUGGUGAAACUUCGUUGAAGAUGGCUUCAGAUUUAAGUAGAGAUCCGUUGAAGGACAAAAAUAUCCACUUCCACCUUGAGCAAGGUGGGAAGUUAGAUGGCCGAGACUCAAUCAAAAUUGGCUUUCAUACACCUCAAUGGAGAGAUGUGCCGGGUAAGAUCAGAAAAGCAGUUUGUGAUGCAACAUCUUUAGAUCAGACAGCUACUGGUUUGGAUUGGGAAGGACAAGAUGGUGUUCAACUUGAAAAUAUUUCUAUGAAACGCUUCAAAAGAACUAUUGAUAUUGGAGAUAUGUCAAAAAAGAAAGAAAGUUCUAAUGUUUCUUCUGGAUGCUCUGUUCCUGUGGUUACUCGGGCAUCUGUGGAGGUUAACAAAGUUGAUUCCUGUACUGAUGAUGCUGUAGGCACUGGCUUUUUCAACAACCUUGUAGUUGAUGAAGGGUCAGGAAUUGUUCAAGACUUGUCGUCAGAUUUGGUUGAAAGUGAAAGAAGUGAUCAGUUUGUUGUCUCAACUUGUGGGAGUUACUUGAAAAAUGAAUAUCCAAGAGUCUUAAACGAUCAACCAUGUUGCAAUCUCCUUGAUGAUCUUAAACUGUUAGAUUCCUUGAUAUGGAGGAAAGGACGGAAUCAAAAUCAUUAUCUGUUUUCUGCUAAAUGUAAAAGUAAUCAAUCCCAAAAUGUCAAGAAGGGCUUCAAAGGAAAAAAGAGGAAGAGAAUUGAGGUGAGGAUUCCAAAUGCUUCAUUAUCUUCUGGAUCCCCUUCCUUAUUGCAUAAAAGGAACGGUGAAGGUGCUGGGAUUUCUAAUUCCUCUUCUAGUUUGUCAAAAGAAAUGCAAACGCAUUCUUUGUGUAGCCCACAAAAAUCAUCUGACAAGUCUUCUUUUGUUCAACCUUGUAACAAACAAAGGCAUUAUGCAUUUUCAUCCAAAUUUUUUUCUCGCAAGAAUCAUCUGAACCAGCAUCACAGUUACAAAGUUGGCUCUGAGUCAGAAUCAAAUUCUAAUGCUGAGUUUCACACGUUGCCUGGAGUUUCUGGAACAAAGAAAUUAAAAAAGGAUCCUACUUCUGAUUGUUUUGAGCAGUUUCAAAUGCAAGAAACAGUCUAUGAGGAACCUGAAAAUGUGAGGCUAUUCUCUUGCAGGAAGAGAAAUGCUCAUAGAAUCACAAGGCCUGUAGUAUGUGGAAAAUAUGGUGAAAUAUCUAAUGGGCAAUUGGCUGGAGGAUUGCAAAAACCAGCAAAAAUUGUCUCUCUCAGCAAGGUUCUUAAAUAUUCCAAAAGAUGUAUGGGCCAUGCAAAUGGAAAACCUAAACUGACCUCAAAGAAGAAAUGGAAGAGAUUGAGCAUGGGAACUAGUAGUGGGAACCCUGGUUUAGAAAUUAAGGAAGGCAUUAAAACCCGAAAUACAAUAAUUUGUAAUGAAACAAAUGUUGAUGUGUCUAUGGAAGAUUUGGAGAGGGGUGGCAAGCCACCUGUUGUUUACGUAGGGAAGAAAGAUGACAAGGCUAAGCAGGUUGAUAGUGUUGGAAAUAGUGCUAAUGUUCCAUUGAGGGUGAAGAGCAAGGAAGUUCGGAAACAGCGUAGCAUUAAUGAACUCAUUGCUAAAGAAACCAAAGUGAUGGAUAUGAUGAAUUGUGUUCAAGACAGGGAGCCUGAUUUGUGUAGCACAAGUAGAAACUCUAUUCAAGGUCACACAAGCAUAUUCACCAUAAAUUCAGAUGCUUUCUGUUGUGUGUGUCGAAGCUCAAGCAAUGAUAAAUUCAACUGUUUGUUGGAGUGUAGUCAAUGUCUACUUAGAGUGCAUCAGGCUUGUUAUGGUGUUUCCACAUUGCCCAAAAAAACUCGUUGGUGUUGCAGGCCAUGUCGAACAAACUCAAAAAAUAUUGCUUGUGUCCUAUGUGGUUAUGGAGGUGGAGCCAUGACUCGAGCAAUAAUGAGUCACACAAUUGUAAAAAGCCUCCUGAAAGUGUGGAAUGGUGGGGAAGAUGGUAUGCCUAAGCAUACAACUUCGGAUGAUGUUUUCAAAAAGGAAAUAUCUGCAUUUCCAUCCUCAAAAGCUAGAUUAGAAGUUGAUCAAGAAAGUGUUUUGAAGCUCAAAAUUGUUGAUACAUCAGCAACUGAUCUGGGGAAAGUUCAAAUAUCAACAAAUUGCAUACAACACACUCUGACCUCUAUUUCUAAUUUCAAGGUACAUAACAGCAUUACAGCAGGAGUUCUUGAUCCAACUGUUAAACAAUGGAUUCAUAUGGUUUGUGGGCUUUGGACUCCUGGAACAAGAUGCCCUAAUGUUGACACCAUGAGUGCUUUCGAUGUAUCUGGUGUUUCACGACCAAGAGCAGAUGUGGUUUGUUCCAUUUGCAAUCGACCAGGCGGUUCUUGUAUAAAGUGCAGGAUUGUUGAUUGCUCUGUGAAGUUUCAUCCUUGGUGUGCUCACCAGGAGAACCUAUUGCAAAGUGAGACUGAAGGCAUUGAUGACGACAAGAUUGGAUUUUAUGGAAGAUGCAUGCUUCAUACAAUUGAACCUAGAAGUCUGUCUAUAUAUGAUUAUAUUGAUGAAAUGGGCAGUCAAGAAGAAAAGGAAUUCACCUGUGCCAGGGCAGAGGGUUACAAGGGCCGUAGAUGGGAUGGUUUUCACAAUAAUCACUUGCAAGGUGGAUGCCUUGUUCCUGAGGAGCAGCUAAAUGCUUGGGUUCACAUUAAUGGGCAGAAAUUAUGUUCUCAGGGACUGCCAAAAUUCCCAGAUUUAGAUAUUGAGCAUGAUUGUCGAAAGGAAUAUGCUCGGUACAAACAAGCAAAGGGAUGGAAACACCUUGUUGUAUAUAAGUCCCGAAUUCACGCUCUUGGUCUUUACACUUCACGAUUCAUUUCCCGGGGUGAAAUGGUUGUUGAGUAUAUUGGUGAAAUUGUGGGGCUGCGUGUGUCUGAUAAAAGAGAAAAAGAAUAUCAAUCUGGAAAGAAACUUCAGUACAAGAGUGCCUGCUACUUCUUCAGGAUAGACAAAGAGCAUAUUAUUGAUGCCACGAGGAAAGGGGGGAUUGCUCGAUUUGUUAACCACUCCUGCCUGCCAAAUUGCGUGGCAAAAGUGAUUACUAUAAGGCAUGAGAAGAAGGUUGUCUUCUUUGCAGAGAGGGACAUAUUUCCUGGUGAAGAGAUUACGUAUGAUUACCACUUUAACCACGAAGACGAAGGAAAAAUUCCUUGUUACUGCAAUUCGAAAAAUUGCAGGCGCUAUAUGAAUUGACUGGUAAUUGUAAAUGAUAUGCGUUUUAUCUGUGGGCCACUUGGGAGUAUUCAUGAAAGUUGGAAUUUGGAGAUGUAUAUAUUUAGAAUGCAUUCACAACGCGAUCUCCAUGGAGGUGCUAAAAUUUUGCUCUAUAGCUUUUUAAAA
Messenger RNA from Cajanus cajan (pigeon pea), 6522 nucleotides. RefSeq lists its product as uncharacterized. NCBI's taxonomy places the organism in Eukaryota, Viridiplantae, Streptophyta, Magnoliopsida, Fabales, Fabaceae. The record is from RefSeq and is a predicted model, not a curated record. Gene Ontology annotation, molecular function: protein binding; histone H3K4 methyltransferase activity. Gene Ontology annotation, biological process: positive regulation of DNA-templated transcription. Gene Ontology annotation, cellular component: histone methyltransferase complex.